AUGAAUUGCAAAAAAGUUUAGGAUGAAGAUUUGUAUGAGAUUUUGGCUAUAUCUAAAGCUAUUGAUGAAGUAGUCUUCCCACUUCUAAUUAAACUAUUCAAAAUAGAGAAAAUAUAAGACACUUUUUAUUUUCUCACAUAAGAUCAAAAUCAAAGGCAAGUUUAAAAAGAAAUAUUAUCUUUAGAUAAUUCAUUAUUAUUGGAAAAGGAAUAGUUGUUUAAGGUUGGAAAAAAUAACAUUAAUAGAGUAACAGAGGUUCUUCAAGCAAUUAGGGUUCAUGAGUUUAAUAUAUAGAAUUUCUCGUUAGAUGAAUAUGAAGAAAUUAAAUAAGAUAUGAUCACAAAAAUAUCUUAAGACAAGAAGAUUAUAGAACUAUUAAAAUUUUUAGUUCAUCUUACUGCCAUAGAUAAGAAAUUCAUAUAGUGUGGAUCAAAUUCUCUUCAUUUCUUAGUUUAAAUGAAAGUUGAUUUGAAAGAAUAAUGUUUUGAAAAUAUUAGAAUUUAAAAUACUUCUCUGGUAGGAGCAAAUUUCGUUAGGUGUGAUUUGAGUGGAUCUGAAUUUGAAAAUGUUAUAAUAAGCGGAAUGAAUUUAAAUUAAGCCUAAUUAUUUUAUUGUAAGUGGAAUAAUUUAAGAAUAAAUGAGCUAAAGAAGUUAAAUGGUCACAGUGGUAGUGUUAAUAAAGUUUGCUUCUCUCCAGAUUGUAAGACAUUAGCAUCUUGCAGUAAUGAUAAUUCAAUUCGUCUUUGGAAUGUGAAAACAGGAAAUGCAAAGUCUGUAUUAAAAGGAAAGAAAGAAGUUAAAUCAGUAGGCUUCUCCCCAAAUGGUACAACAAUGGCGUAUUGCUGUGGUGAUUUUGUAUAUGUAUGGAAUCUUAAAACAGGAAAAUAAAUAUCAAAAAUAUUUAAUAGUCAUUAAAGAGUGGUGAGUACAGUUUGUUUCUCUCCAGAUGGUACUUUAUUAGCAUUUGGUAGUUGGGAUUAUUCUAUCCGAUUAUUGGAUAUUAUGACAGGAUAAUAAAAAGCCAAAUUAGAUGGUCAUUCAAGUAAUGUUAAUUCAAUCUGUUUCUCUCCUGAUGGUACUAUAAUAUCCUCUGGAAGCUAUGAUAGCUCUAUUCGUUUCUGGGAUGUUAAUACAGGAAAAUAAAUAGCUUAAUUUUAAGGUCAUACUCAUUAUAUUAACUCCGUUUGUUUCUCUCCUGAUGGCUCUACAUUAUCAUCUGGCGGUUGGGAUUUAUCCAUCCGAUUAUGGGAUAUGAAAACAGGCUAAUUAAAGGUCAAAUUAGAUGGUCAUACUAAAUGGGUUUCUUCUGUCUGCUUCUCUCCUGAUGGUACUACAUUAGCAUCUAGUAGUGGAGAUAAGUCUAUCCGUUUAUGGGAUGUUAAGACAGGAAAAUAAAAGGACAAAUUAGAUGCUCAUUCGAGUGAUGUCAUGUCAGUUUGUUUCACUCCUGAUGGUACUACAUUAGCAUCUGGUAGUUGGGAUAAAUCCAUUGGUUUAUGGGAUGUUAAGACCCAAUAAUAUUAAUAAAAGUUUGAUUGCCAUUCAGAUGGAAUUUUAUAAGUUUGUUUCUCUCCUGAAGGUACUACAUUAGCAUCUGCUAGUAAUGAUAGGUCCAUUCGUUUCUGGAAUAUUAAGACAGGAUCAUAAAUAGUCAAAAUUGAUGGUCAUUCAAAUGGAAUUUCAUCAAUAUGUUAUUCUCCUGAUGGUUCUAUGUUAGCAUCUGGUAGUUAAGACUAUACUAUCCGUUUAUGGGAUAUUAAGACAGGAAAAUAAAUAGCAAAAUUAGAUGGUCAUUCUAAUGGAAUACUAUCAGUCUGUUUCUCUCCUGAUGGAACUAUAAUAGCAUCUGCUAGUCAUGAUAGGUCUAUCCGCUUUUGGGAUAUUAAGACAGGAUAAUAAAAAGCAAAAUUAGAGGGUCAUAUUAAUGGAAUAUUAUCAGUCUGUUUCUCUCCUGAUGGUAAUACAUUAGCAUCCGGUAGUUAAGACUAUUCUAUCCGUUUAUGGAAUGUUCAGACAGGAUAAUAAAAGCCAAAUUAAAUGGCCAUAUUCAUUAUGUUCAUUCAGUCUGUUUUUCUCCUGAUGGCAAUACAUUAGCAUCUGGUAGUUAAGACUAUACUAUUCGCUUAUGGGAUCUUAAUACAGGAUAAUAAAAGGUCAAAUUAGAUGGUCAUUCUAAUGGAAUUCUAUCAGUUUGUUUUUCUUCUGAUGGUACUACAUUAGCAUCUGGUAGUAUGGAUAACUCUAUUCGUUUAUGGGAUGUUAAGACAGGGUAAUAAAAAGCCAAAUUAGAUGGUCAUUCAAAUUGUGUUAAUUCAAUUUGUUAUUCCCAUGAUGGUACUACUUUGGCAUCUUGUAGUGAAGAUAAGUCGAUCCGUUUAUGGGAUGUUAAGACCAACACAUAAAUUUUAACUUCAGAUAAUGGUCGUUGUAGUAUUCUAUUAUAAUUUUAACCCCAAAUUUUUAAAGAAAGAAGUAUAAAUUUUUAUUAUUUUUAGCCACCUCUUGUAUUAAUAUUCAAUUCAUUUCUGAAUAGCCAAUAUUUUAAUCUUAAGGUACUCUAAUCUUGA
Messenger RNA from Paramecium octaurelia, 2567 nucleotides. NCBI's taxonomy places the organism in Eukaryota, Ciliophora, Oligohymenophorea, Peniculida, Parameciidae. The record is from the annotation of a GenBank genome assembly.